This is a messenger RNA of Paramuricea clavata, 9090 nucleotides long. The record is from the annotation of a GenBank genome assembly. NCBI's taxonomy places the organism in Eukaryota, Metazoa, Cnidaria, Anthozoa, Malacalcyonacea, Plexauridae.
AGGGAAUCCAAGUCGUUCCCAAGGAAAUUGGGUCGAAGGAAACAAAAUCCAAAUAUACUUUUCGGCGACGUUCACAACCUGACAGGUGAGUAAAACAGAAAGCUAAGUGUUGUCAUAGCAACACAUGACGCCACAACGCGAGUCUGCGUUCAGUGUUGGCCAAUUAUAAAUACUUUAUGUUAAAUCAAUGUUUGGAAAAUAUUGGAGAGUGAUUACUGCAUGCAUGUACGUUCACAACCUGACAGGUGAGUAAAACAGAAAGCUAAGUGUUGUCAUAGCAACACAUGACGCCACAACGCGAGUCUGCGUUCAGUGUUGGCCAAUUAUAAAUACUUUAUGUUAAAUCAAUGUUUGGAAAAUAUUGGAGAGUGAUUACUGCAUGCAUGUACGUUCACAACCUGACAGGUGAGUAAAACAGAAAGCUAAGUGUUGUCAUAGCAACACAUGACGCCACAACGCGAGUCUGCGUUCAGUGUUGGCCAAUUAUAAAUACUUUAUGUUAAAUCAAUGUUUGGAAAAUAUUGGAGAGUGAUUACUGCAUGCAUGUACGUUCACAACCUGACAGGUGAGUAAAACAGAAAGCUAAGUGUUGUCAUAGCAACACAUGACGCCACAACGCGAGUCUGCGUUCAGUGUUGGCCAAUUAUAAAUACUUUAUGUUAAAUCAAUGUUUGGAAAAUAUUGGAGAGUGAUUACUGCAUGCAUGUACGUUCACAACCUGACAGGUGAGUAAAACAGAAAGCUAAGUGUUGUCAUAGCAACACAUGACGCCACAACGCGAGUCUGCGUUCAGUGUUGGCCAAUUAUAAAUACUUUAUGUUAAAUCAAUGUUUGGAAAAUAUUGGAGAGUGAUUACUGCAUGCAUGUACGUUCACAACCUGACAGGUGAGUAAAACAGAAAGCUAAGUGUUGUCAUAGCAACACAUGACGCCACAACGCGAGUCUGCGUUCAGUGUUGGCCAAUUAUAAAUACUUUAUGUUAAAUCAAUGUUUGGAAAAUAUUGGAGAGUGAUUACUGCAUGCAUGUAUUUCUAGUAUAAUUGUAACUGUUGUUCACAGUUCGCUUAUCAUCAUGUUAUUACUCAAAUUACUGCAUCUCAUUUUGUCUCUAAUACUUUUUGCUAUAUCAUGAAAAAAUAACACCCCCUCUGCAACCUCGUCCCCAGGGCCUUUUGAGGAAAGAUGCGAAGGACAGCUAAGGCCCUGGUAAAGGCUGGUGAAAUAAUCCACAAAUUGUGGGUUAUUUUUUCACGUGAUAUAUCGGAGCAAAUAGUAUACAGGGGGGUGCGAUCGCGGAUCGCUUUAGCUACAAUAUAUUCGUCAAUAUUGCAUAAACACCGAAAUCGACAAAUAAAGAACAAAAAUCUAUUUUAAAAUGAAAAAAUCUGUUAAAGUUCUUCCAAAAAUAUUGAAUAAAUUUGAAAUUGUCUUCAAAUUAGCUCUGAGAACCUUGGUUGAACUGUAAAGGAGAUCUAUUAAAUAGACAAAGCAACAGUGCAAAACGAAUGGAUCGAUAGAAGCAUUUAUACUAUGAAUUUAAUACUGUCGCAAGGAAAUUGCUGCCUCGAUUGUGAAACAGAUAUGUAAAAUCACUUUAAUUUAAUAAUAUGGACUCCAUGAUCAUCAAACCAUUUAAUAGUUAUUGUUGCUACAGUAGAUCUUUCUUGCAAAUGUCAAUAUCAUACAGUAUAUUUAACAGUUAAAGGGAGUACAAGACCCAAAGAAUGUCUGAAAAACAAGGAAUGUCAACAUCGUAUGCACUUGGAAUUUAAAUGCUUAUGUUAGCCAUAUACCCUGAGUAUAACCUGGUUGACCUCCGUGGUUAAAUUAACAUUUCCUGAAUUUAAUUAAGUUGAAAUAUUUUAUUUGAUUUUCAUUCUUAUCCCAAGAACAUUGUGAACACACAUAUAGUGCUUUGGGUUUAGAUUUCAAAGGCCAAGCUUCAAAACAAAUGUUGUGAUCUUAAUGAUCAGGCAUUCCCAAACAAUUACAUGCAUGAGGGUCAAAUCAGACAGAAAGCCUCCAUAUGCUUUAUCAAGGCUGAAUAAUUAUAAUGAGAUGGAAUUAAUUUCCUCAUUAUACUGUUAACAAGCCCUUGUUUUUGUUUGUAAUCAAUUACACAAAUUACUUCCCAGAACAUUAUUUAAGGAGAUUAUUUGACAAGUCAGCAGGUACAUUUUUCCCUGAGCCACAAUUGGGGCAAUUCAGUGUCACUCAUCACAACAGGCGCUCAAAAUCACUCACAACAUACAACAGGCAGUUCAGCAUCACUCACCACAAUUGACUGUUCAAUACUGUGUGCCUCAGUAGGCAAAUCAAUAAUCAAUAUUUUGUUCAGAUCAACAACAAAUAUCAAAAUUGAACUCAUUCUCAAAACAUGAUACAAUAACAAGGGGUCUCUUAUGGACAAAUACAAGACACCUGGUGUCAAAUGUAUCAAGUGACAAGAUUAUUCAUCUCUUUUAAUUUGUGGUUUAUGGGUUUUUUUGUGGCAAUUCGUUGGGCAUCACAAGUGCAUUUGUAUAUCUUAAUACACUGUGAGAAUACAAGUAUUAGUAUUUAAAUGACACAAUAUGAUGUAAGUUACCUUUCAGGUAUAUAAUUUGUAUACAGCAUCAGUGGUGUAACUUAACUUUUUUGACCACUUGCCCUCAGGGCAAGUUGGACAUGAAAAUUGGUUGCCCUGAAUAAAAUCCAGUUGCCAUCAGGCAAUGGGGUACCUACGCGGGCCAGUAUAAAUUAGGGAGACAACAUAUCCACUCAUUGGACUAGUGGCAUUGGCUAUGUUACUGCCUCAGAUCUAGACUACCUCAGAUCUAGCUUUGGCUCACAUAUUAAACAAAAUUUGAAUCAAGUACACUUAUUUAAUGUAACACUAAUCACCAUUAUUUAUUUUUUUAUUAGUUUUACAAUAAGAAAUUGAAGGCACAGACAACAGGACUAAUAAAGUCCCAAAUUAAGUCCUGCCAUAAAUUAAGUCCUGCCAUAUUUCGUUAUCAUAUCAUGAAUAAACAUUUAAUAACCAAAAAGAGAAUCAAUGCAUAAUAUAAUCAAACAAUUUAGAUGAAUUUGAUGCAGAUGAUUUGCUAGCUUGAACCAAUGUCGUCGAACAGCCUUUAUUCUAUCCGACAAUAAUAAUAUGAACUGAAAGCUGGCCAGCUUUUUGUGGCAAAGCAACUUUCCCGUUCGGGCAACCAAGAGGGAACUUUUACUUGCCAUCAUGAUAUUCACUUGCCCCGGGCAAGUGUUAAGUUACACCUCUGAGCAUAGUAGUUGCCAUUUGGCAGCUGUUGGUCUGGUUGAAGUGCUCAGAUAAUUUGGGGAGACCCAUGGCAUGCUCUCUCAACAGUGAAGGUUCAAAAACACACAUGCCGGAAUGCUUAUAGAAUACCUCGCCAUUUUUCCGCAUUCAUUGACACAUAAAUAUGUACAAGAAUCACUUCAAAAUAGUUUAAGGGUAAAGUUUAGAGAUUAAAUCAUAUGAGUAUGUUAGUUUGGUUCAAAUUUGACUGGGGGGUUUUGAAGAAUGAGGCAAUCAUAUUAGAUCAAUUUUGAGUAAAUUGACAAUGUUUACAAGGAAUUAAUAGCGGUAAGAUGUGAAAGUUGUGGGUAUUCUAUAGUUGUAUCAAAAAAGUGGAAAACCAAGCUAAAAGCCCCAAGAAUACCUGAUUGCCACAAUGUCAAAGAGCAUAGUUGCGGACUAAGAAACAUCUAUUAGACCAUAUACAGUACUUGAGUUUUGUGAUAUUGCUUUUGCAUUAUACGAUAUACUGUAAACUUGCUGUUAACAUAUUAUAUUAUUAUAAAUAUUCAUGGUUGUCAAAUAUCAUAAAACCAACACACAAAAUUCACACACAAAGGUUCAAAAUAGUGUAUAUUGGUAUAAACGUUUAAUAAAAAUGCAUACAUACGUAACCCAUGGUCGGCAUGGAAUUUUGUCACUUGGCACAGUACUUUAAUGUUUUUUUAAUGUUUGUCCCACAUUAAAAUAUAUUGAGUCGAUGACAGUGCAACUGUUCAUAUUAAAACGUUCUAGUCACAUUUUACAUGCACAUUUGUAUUCAGUAGUAAUCUUUUCAUAAAGGUACAUCAAAGUUCCAAAUCAAAUUCUUCACUGACAGUAUGUUAUUGACUCCCAAACGACAAAUAUUAUAAAACACGCUUCCAAGCUGAAAAGAAAUAUUUACUGUUGUCAGUCAGUGUUUAGACCCUUCUCUUUGAAUCUUGAUCUUCGACAAGUAUUGCUGUUGAUUAUAUUCCAUAUUUUUUUUAAGAACAUCGCAGACUAUAUAUUUAUUUCCACUGUCAGUUGAAAAGUUUAUCAUCAUAGUUUCAGUCGCAAAAGCUUCUAUCGCCCCUUUGCACGGCCAUGUUUGAUAAAAUCAAAGCGGCCCGCACCCCCGGUUUGAAAAGUUAAAUAUUUUGAAAUAUUCAAAAUUUGAAGCAUCACGUGACCAGCCUUUACCAGGGCCUUUGCUGCUUCGCUUCCUUCCUCAAUAGGCCCUGGGGACGAGGUUGCCCCUCUGCACCCCCUUCUGGCUGGGGGGAGGGUGCGCACCCCCCUCGUAAAUCUAUUCCAGAGUUCCUCUGUCAAGAGAGGUGUUGGUACAUGCGUGUACUGUAUUUUUAAGAAUUAGGAUUUUGUGCAUCUCGUUCGAUAGAACUGCAUGUACUGUAAAUGGGUUUUUCAUAGAUGGAAUUUUCCAACGAAAAUUUAUAAAUAUGGCGGCCAGCUGUUUGCAAUAAGGUCCGGUUUAGACGGCGAAGAUGCGCUGAACCUAAUACAACGAUUAUUAUGACGGAAGAACGGCGCCUAAGUCAUUUUAUAAGUUCGACAAGUUUUGAUUAGGUUCGACGCGGCACAAAGUACGGCAAGUCAUGUGGUAUUAUGCGACACAGCCGGUUCGUCGUUGGUUCAGACGCCGUGCUGUUCAUGCGGCGAACUUUUUUAACGUACAGUACAUUAUGAUACAUGAGCAAUUAGCACUGAAAUUUCUGAUAUAGUGUACUUGGUACAGUACAUUAUCGUAUCAUUAUGAUACAUGAGCAAUUAGCACUUAAAUUUCUGAUGUAGAUUCAAAAUUAAUUUUUCCACACUUCUUGUUAUAUAAUUGCAGUUGUUAUUAUAUAGAAGAAAGCUUUACAAUAUAAUUGGAAUCAAAUGACAUAAUAGUUUACAUUGGAAGUGUGUGGCGGCUAGAAUAGCAGCAUAGCUUUCGAGCUAGCCACCGCUAUUUGUAAGAAAUAGAUAUAUAAUAAUGGUGUCAAAGGCUAUGAAUACUAUUAGCAUAUAACUUGCUACACCCUAGUUUUAGGAUUGUAGAAGAAAUUUUUUGUAUUGCUUUUUGAACUGGUUAUGAUAAAGAUACUUAAUACGGGCAGAAAUCUCCUCGUAUAUCUUGGAAAUAGUAAAUUUUAGAGCAUGCUUACCAUAAUUAGUUUUGGCUAUUGGUCUGUAGAAAUUUGAAUUAGCUGCAAACCGUGUAUUGUAACCAUGGACAUCAGACGCUCUUACAAGGAAAUGAUUAAAGGCCUCAGGUCUAUCAGUUUGAUCAAAAGACAUUUUAUCCGCAAAAAUAGCUAAUUUGAGUUUAAAAAUAUUUUCAAGGGUGAAUAUCCCUGUAAUAUUAUAAUAAGGAAUACUACUUUCUUUAGGUGGAUAUAGUGUACUUGUAUUUAGGUGGAUAUAGUGUACUUGUAUUUAGGUGGAUAUAGUGUACUUGUAUUUAAUUGGCACGGUACAAUUACAGGUGUAUGUGCCACAGAAUACCAGUCUUAAUUAUUUCUUAUAUAAAAUUUGAAGGCAAUAUGCUAUAAACUUUAUUUUUGUGAUUAUAUAUUAGUUAUAGUCUUAAUUGACAUAUAAAAACAAAAAAUGUAUAAUUUCUUAAAAAUUCUUAAAAAUAAUCAGGAUUAACAAGAAGUAACAUUCUAUAUUUUUGGUACUUUUUUUCGUAUAAUGCCUGUAAAAUCCUAAUGUUUAAAAAUAAGUUCGCAAACCAGCAUAAUUUAUGUUGAUCAAUACUUUUUCUAUGCAACACAACAUUAUUACUACACUGAAAUCACACAGUGUAAUCAAUUUUACCAUUGAAAAACUGAAUUUAUCAAAAUUAUUGAUAAAUCUGAUAUUCUUUGGUUAUACUACUGGUAUUCUUUUCUGAUCAUAGGGUUUAACUUUCACUAAAUUAAGUUAGCAAUAUCACACAGUAUUAUCAUACAAAAUGACACACCAAAUCCUGGUACAAUUUGAUAAACCGUUGCUUACUUAUCUCUGCACUAGUAUUCUGUGGUGAAUUGGAAUUUUUCCACAGAAUAUUCAUUUAAAAGAAAAUAAUUAAGUCUAUGAAAUCUUGCCCCAAAACCCCGAGGAAGAAAAAAUAUAUCGAUACACUAUACUAAAAAAUAUUAAGGAACCAUAUUAUAUACAUUAGACAAAAGAUAUGUAAAUUUUUGCGACAUUCUGUGGUACAUACACUUGUAAGUCUGAAUCAGUUUCCGAACUUGUGCUGUACGGUUUGGCGCAUGAAAAGUUCGCCGUUUAAACUAGGCCUAAGGUUUUAUGCAUAGUUUUAAAAGUUUCUUUUUUCAAGUGAGAAAAACUAUAUUUUUAUUGUCAAUGUCCUUCAAUGAUGUUAUAUAUACCUGUAUAUGGUGCUUUGAUUUUCUUUAGAUUUAUUACCGACGAUGUUCAAAAACCUGGGGCAGGGAGUAGCGAGAGUGACUCGGAAUCCUCGUCUGGCGAAUCAGAGCCUACUUCAACAUACACAUCGAGUAAAACCUGGAUGAAUUAUUCUGAAAUACUGGAAGAUGACGAAUCUGGUGACCCGGAGAUUAGCACGGAAUUCAGCAAUAUGACUAUGAUCAGUGCGGCAUUGAGAGAGAGAUCGAUACUGAAUUGUCCUCAAAGAGUAAGUCACUUUGUUUUAAAGUCUAGACGGCACUCGGAGACUGCGUACCUCUUCGCUAGCGGAUUAAGUUAAUGUAUCAUGCAUAAAUUAUACAAUGGUCAAUCAAUCUACUCUGGCCGGCAAAGCAAGACAAACGUUUAAUAUUUUUAUGUCAACAUUAUGACGUCACUCUGCUGAAUAUUUUGCUAAAACAACAUUUGGUCAGCUAUAGAAAAUUUGGUUAACGUUUGUUUAUAUACUCAAAAGACCUUAUGCAUUAUGACGUCACAAGGCUUGAUGCCCACGAGGAAUGCUGGUCUUAGUAGUCAUCACCCAUGAAAAUUAAAAAGUGCCUAUGCAACGAAAAUUUUACCUCAUUUUUUAUUGCUUUCCUAAGAAGUACUGCUGGAGUGAUGAAGAAUGACGUUUACAGUUUCGUCAUAUCUCAUCUCAUUCUCAAGUUAUCGCACUUUCUAUAUUUUGAGUUGUGACGUCACAAGUAUGAGUUGAGGUAAUGGCAAUAAAAAAAAGUAUGAUAUCUUGGUGAGUAUUUAAUAAAAUUCAAUGAAACUUGGUACACUUAGUGAGUGCAACAAAGUCAACAAUUUGGCUUGUUUAUAUGGUUGUUAUGGCAACACACUCGUCCCCAGUCCCUUCUCUUCCAAUUUGUAUAUGAUCCAUUUCCAACGAAAUAAAUAGCAAUUUCUGCAAUUUUCGCUUAUUACUAUAAUAGGUGUAGGCAUUGUGAUCAGUUUAAACAGUUAUAAUAUGUAAACAUCGUCUGCACGAAGUCUACAGGAGGAAAGUUGUGAAAAGGAAGAGACGAAACUGGGAACUAGUGUGGUGCCAUGACAACCACAUGACCUGCCAAACAUAUUCAUGUGGGUGCACUCACUAAAUAUACCAAGUUUCAUUGAAUUUUAUUAAAUACUCACCACGAUUUCAUAGUUUCUUGUUAUUGCCAUUAUCUCAACUCAUACUUGUGACGUCACAACUCAAAAUAUAGAGAGAGCGAUAACUUGAGAAUGAGAUGAGAUAUGAAAAAAACUGUAAACGUCAUUCUUCAUCACUCCAGCAGUACUUUUCAGAAAAACAAUAAAAAAAUGAGGUAAAAAUUUCGUUGCAUAGGCACUUUAAACAAUUCAAAAUGGGCACUACCGAAAUUUUCCCUUGCGAUGCCAGCAUUCCUCGCGGGCAUCAAGCCUUGCGACGUCAUUAUGCAUAAGGUCUAUUGACAACAUUAUAUCACUCACAUGCCUAGUUAACUAUUGUUCUAGUUUACAGAAGCAUAGAAUAGAACAAAGGUAUACCUAAGCUUUAGAAUUAUCUACAUGUGUGAAUAACUCUUAUACAUAACUCUAACGAUUAGUUAUCUUUUAAAUUCACUAAAUUCAGUAUGAAAAAACCAGCCUGAUUUCAUCUAAAAGUUUCAUAUUUUUCAGCCAAUUGUUUGUUAAGUCGGGCUUUACUAUGCCCCUGGAAUACUAGUACAAGUGGUCUUUCAGAAUAUGUAAAUUUUGGAAAUACUUCGUCAUAAAUAGCGAAGUUAUCACAUGUGUGAAAAACAAGUUCGGAAAUAACCCCCGCUGAAAAACAUGAGCAAAUGUUUGUUUUUUGGGCUAUCUAUGUCGGAUUUGAAAAGAAAACAGAAAAAUAUGGUCCGCAGUUGCACCAAUCGUUCCUUUUUGUUUAGUUUUUGGCUUUUAGGUAAGUUUUUUAGUUCUAAAAAUGAGCAUUUUUGUGCCAAAACUGAAAAAUAUCGAUCAGGAAACCUUACUCAUUUUUCAGCUCCCACGCAGCCCACGCGAAAAACACGCGUGUUUUAUACCUUCGACCAAUCAUAGGGCCCUUUACCUGCUUAUCGUUCCAGUCAUAAUCGUAAAUAUUUUAAAUAAAUAAUAAAUGUAUAAUACUUAUUGUGUUAUUUCUUUGCAGUGUGGACGUUAUUUCAGAAAUGCCACACGUGCUUACAAGCACAUUAAGGAAUGCAAGGGGAAAAGUGAGAAGCAACGUUGCAAAUUAUGUGGCAAGAUAUUACAAAGCAAAGAUGGAAUAAAGCAUCAUAUCAUUUCAAAGCAUCGGAAGGUAAGUUGUGUAUUUCAUUCGUUACUAUAUUGCAGUACCUGAGUAAUUUUCUAUGUAAAGUUUUCCUUUUCUACGCAAAUGUAGUAAAUGGAACGUCUUGACGAGAACAUUAAUGUCC